Molecule: messenger RNA, 597 nt
Organism: Salpingoeca rosetta
Lineage: Eukaryota; Choanoflagellata; Craspedida; Salpingoecidae
Exons: 5
Coding region: 331-597 (88 amino acids)
Source: RefSeq, a predicted model, not a curated record
ACACGAACACUCGAAAACAGUCAGGUUGGUUCGACGGCCACGCCACACCAAACAAACAGCAAAGCAGGCAGGGUCAGCGGGGUGGGAGGGUGUGUUGCUGGUUGGAGGAGUGUGUGUGUGUGUGUGCGCGCGCGUGCAUGCGGUUGAUGUGUUUGGUCUGCGUGUAGCUUCUUUGUGUUUUGGUUUGGUUUUGUCGGCUGCGUUGUUGUUGUUGUCGUCGUGCUGGUGGAUGCUCAUUUUCUUUCCUUCCUGCCGUGCCAUCGUCCUCUCUCGUCUCUCCUAAUCAACCAGCCAAGCCAGCAUCCUCCCCCUUUCCUCACGACCAACACGAUGAGCUCUGCCGUCCAGUUCCUCCGCGCCAACAAGGCCCUCCUUCCCCUCGCUGCGUGCGUCGCCCUCGGCACCGCCAUGGCCUCUGGUCACAUUCUCCGCAGGGCCCUCAGCGAUCACACCCUCGCCUGGACCCGUGAGAAGACCUACCCAUGGAACAACAUCAAGAGCACACAGAACACAAAGCUCCUUGGUCUCCAGGGCGACUACAAGCACGAGGAGGUGUUCAAGCCCCAGAGCGCCGAUGAUCUCCGUGGCAAGCUCUAA